Platichthys flesus (European flounder) is the source of this 3524-nucleotide messenger RNA. RefSeq names its product actin binding LIM protein 1a (gene ablim1a). Gene Ontology annotation, molecular function: actin filament binding. Gene Ontology annotation, cellular component: actin cytoskeleton; stress fiber. The record is from RefSeq and is a predicted model, not a curated record. Bases 127 to 2505 code for a protein of 792 amino acids. Lineage: Eukaryota; Metazoa; Chordata; Actinopteri; Pleuronectiformes; Pleuronectidae. The transcript is spliced from 25 exons. Gene Ontology annotation, biological process: cilium assembly; lamellipodium assembly; cytoskeleton organization.
UCGCAUGUAGGAGGGUUUGCUGUGCACGCGCAUGCAUGUGUCCUGGCAAAAGGCUGAAUAAUUGAUGUGCUGGGGAAGGAGUGGAAGUGCUGCCGGACGGGACGGUGUGUGUGGGAGUGUGUAGAGAUGGGGGAGAGGAAUACGGAGAGGAAUCAGCCCGGCUACGAUGGGCUCUGCAACUACGCCCAAAAAAUCACCUCCUGCUUCGGACUGGAUGUGGCUCAUGCGCAGGACACACACCACCACUCCAAAGAGAAGCCCCUGAUUCAGUGCUACAAGUGUGGGGAGCCAUGCAAGGGUGAGGUGCUGCGGGUGCAGAACAAGCACUUCCACCUCAAGUGCUUCACCUGUAAAGUGUGUGGCUGUGACCUUGCCCAGGGGGGCUUCUUCAUGAAGAAUGGAGAGUAUCUGUGCACGCUGGACUACCAACGCAUGCACGGCACCCGCUGCAAUGGCUGUGGGGACUUCGUGGAGGGGGAAGUGGUCACCGCCCUGGGGAAGACCUAUCACCCUGCCUGCUUCGUCUGCACCAUCUGCAAGCGACCGUUCCCUGCUGGGGACAGGGUGACCUUUAAUGGGAAGGACUGUCUGUGUCAGUACUGUGUCGAGCCCAUGUCUCCAGGACCAAAGGACAUCCUUGGCUCCAGCAAUUGUGCAGGAUGCGGUCGAGACAUUAAGAACGGACAGGCCCUCCUGGCGCUGGACAGACAGUGGCAUCUGGGCUGCUUUAAGUGUAAGGCCUGCAGCAAAGUGCUCACCGGGGAGUACAUCAGCAAGGAUGGCGCCCCCUACUGUGAGAAGGAUUACCAGAUCCAUUUUGGAGUUCAGUGUGAGGCGUGUCAUCAGUUCAUCACAGGGAAAGUGCUGGAGGCAGGAGACAAGCACUACCACCCCAGCUGUGCGAGAUGCAGUAGGUGCAACCAGAUGUUCACAGAGGGAGAGGAGAUGUAUCUGCAAGGAUCCACAGUUUGGCAUCCCGGCUGCAAGAACACGACCAGAACAGAGGAGAGACACAGGGAGCGGCCGACGAGGUCGUCAUCUGAGAGUAUUUGUUCCAGACCUGGUUCAAGCAUACCUGGCUCACCGGGUCACACGAUCUAUGCAAAAGUAGACAAUGAGAUCCUUGAUUACAGAGACCUAGCUGCUAUUCCAAAAGUCAAAGCCAUUUAUGACAUUGAGCGUCCUGAUCUUAUUACCUAUGAGCCUAUGUACAGCACCUCCCUGGAUGAGCGAGAGGAGAGACGAGAGAGUGUGGGAGAGCUCCACACUGCCAGGAGGGAACGCUCCCCGCUGCCAGAUGACAGGUUCUCAAGGAACAUGUCGCCAACUCCACCUCCUGAGGGCUCCUACGACAGGAGGGAACGUAUCCUCCAAAGGUCAACAAGUCAGGGCUCCAUAGGAUCACCGGUUUAUAAUCGCCAUGGUUACACCCCAACCUUGUCACGGUCCCCGCAGCAUUUUCACAGGCCAGAGGCUCUGACAGGCAUGCAGAAGCUCUGCUCCUCCCUGUGCAGUAACAGUGUGGGCUCCAGAAAUAGUGACUCCCGCCCCACCUCCCCUUUCAGACACCACUUCCUCCCCCAUAGCCAAGGCACUGACCCGCCAAGUGGCCGGAGCUCCCCACUCCCGCUCAGGCCCGACAGCCGGCCGAUCACUCCGCCUCUCUCUCUGACCCCUAAACAUUUCCACCUCCCAGAUCAGGGGAUCAACAUCUACAGAAAACCACCCAUUUACAAACAGCACGAUACAGCUGCCAUAGUCCUUCAAAGCAAGUCGGCUGAUGACAUCAUCAGAUCCGCCACCUUCCCCGCGGCCCAUGCUCCCUCUCUGGAUGACAGCUCGCGGAGUGAGGGCGUCCGUUGGCCCUACUCUCUCACUGUGUUAGCACCCAUAGGUUCAGAAGGGAGGCGACGAUCCAGAGAAGACGAUGAAGAAGAGGCCUUGAAAAGAAAGCAGCUCCAGGAGGAACAUCUCAACAAGAUUCAGUCUGGUUUAGGAAAGCUCAUUCUGAAGGAGGAGAAGGAAAAAGAACAGAUCAGGGAGCGUCACGCACGAAGUCUCUCCGCUCAGCGCUACGACCCUAAACAGAGCAACUGUGACGCAGAUCCAACUUCACCAACAAAAACGAACUCUUUGCCGGGCUAUGGAAGGAAUGGGCUACACCGGCCCCAGUCCACGGACUUCACCCAGUACAGCAGCUACAGCGACAUGUAUGGGGGAGGCAAAGAGUUUCAGCACAUUAAGGAUGGCCGUGCAGCACUUGCAAGGAUGGACAGGGGAGUUUCUAUGCCUAAUAUGUUGGAACCAAAAGUGUACCCAUAUGAAAUGCUCUUGAUAACCAGUAGAGGGAGAGCUAAACUGCCCAGGGAUGUGGACAGAACCAGACUGGAGCGCCACUUAGCGCCCGAAACGUUCUUUGACAUCUUUGGAAUGGAGAUCCAGGAAUUUGACAGGCUUCCCCUGUGGAAACGCAACGACAUGAAAAAGAAGGCCAAGCUCUUCUAGCACUCAGAGCAGCAUGCAUAUACUGUACAUUCACUCAGAUAGCACACGACAAACUGUAAUCUAGAUGUAGGUUUUGGGUUUGUUUUGUUUUAUCCUGACAUAACCAAGGAAGCCAUUUUUUUUUAUUGCUCUGAUGCUUCCUGAGACUGCGAGCUGAAUGAUUUGUCCAGUUAGAUUUGCACAGGAAACAAGGAAUGGGAAACUCUUCCAUGUUCAAAAAUGACAAAGAAUGAGAGUGAAUGAUACAUAGGUUCAUGUUAUUUGGUUUGACUGCGCUCGUGUUUUCUUCUUGCUUUUGCUUUGAGUGGAACUGCUCUCCUUUCUUUCUCGCUUGUUUAUUCCUACUCUUCGUUGCUGUUGAUUCCUGUGGAACUUUGUAAGUACAGUAGAAACCUCAUGACGCCAUUACAAAAUGUCCAUGCUUGUAUAGCUUGAACAUGUGUCAGCUUUCCUUCGCUUGGGCUGAAACUGUUUUAGUCCAAAGUUGGCAAGAAUCGGCUCAGUGAGUCUUUGAAUUAAAAAAAAAAUAAAUAAAAGCCCCUGGGAAAGCAGAAGUCAGCUGACCCACCAACUGUUUUCUUCCGGGUCUACAUGGAAAUGAAUGAUCCAAGCACCUCCACAUUAUCCGUCUCCUUCCCCACCUGGCUACUGUACAUGCAAAAACAUUCACCCGACCCUGACAAAAAGAAAACGUCGCUCUUCUCAGGCUCUCAUACUCACAGCCAGACACUUUCCCUUUACAUGUAUUGGAAGUACAAAUCCUAAAAUAUUUUAUUGCCAUACCCAACAUACGGUAACAUUCAAAAAGGUAAAACACAAAAUGAAAGAAGCAACUGUAUUUGAAGGUACUGUUUUAUAACUGAAAAACCCACACUGCCAUUUUGUUGUAUUGAAAUCUAAGCCAAUAAAGCUUUUAAUCACCACAAAUCAUAUGAUCCUCGGCUAUACCACAGGUUCCACCGCCUCUGUUCUCCUCUGUGUUUUCUUCUCUGCAUUUCACCACAUUUGAACACACAGUG